AUGAGUUACCAGUGUAAAAGGGCUAAUUCUGAAUCGUUUUCUUGGAGCUUUCCUUUGUUUCUUUUGCUGUGGAUAUUCUUGCUGUUCCCCCAUCAUGUUGAAGCUUUCCCCACGUGGAAGAUCGAGCUGGAAGGAGGGAGAGCUGCACUCAGGAAAUCCUACCAGAUCCCUACCUCACCGGAAGAGCUGCCCAACACAUUUCUGGUGCGCAGGAAGCGUUACGCCAUUAACCCCUUGCUCCACAAGUGGGAUCACUUCAACAUCACCUACAAGAUCGUGAAGUUUCCAAGCACUCUGAACAAAGAUGACACCAGGAAAGCCAUUGCAAUCGCCUUUGUAAUGUGGAGCGAUGUCUCACCUCUCACCUUCACUGAGGUCCCAGCACAAAAGGAUGCAGAUAUCACCAUUGGGUUUUACACGUUCAACCACACUGACUGCUGGUUUGCCCCUCUCCACCCCUGCUUCGACGGACUCAACGGAGAGUUGGCACACGCCUUCCUGCCACCACUCGGAGAGAUUCACUUUGAUAAUCACGAGUUCUGGAUUCUGGGCAAGUCCCGAUUCAGCUGGAAGCAAGGUGUUUGGCUGAAUGACUUGGUCCAGGUUGCAGCUCAUGAGAUUGGGCAUGCACUUGGGCUGAUGCACUCCCGCAACAUGAGUGCACUGAUGCACCCCAAUGCAACGUACACAGGGCAGCGACGGAUCACACAGGAUGACAUCUGGGGAAUCCAGAGACUCUACGGCUGCAUUGAUAAGAAAAGGCUGUGCGAUCCCUGGGCUCGCGUUGGGUUCUGUGAGAAGCGACGUUCGUUCAUGAAGAGGCAUUGUCCUAAAGUGUGCGACCUGUGCUUUGAACCACCAGAUGCAGUAAUUACAACCACAGCUCUACCUCAGAAUAUUAAGAUGAAAUAUGUGUCCAAAGGUCGUAUUGUGACCUUCCGCUGUGGACAGGCUCCCUCAAGGAUAAAUUCUCUUAAAGUCAGUUGGUACAAGGAUGGGGAACUACUGGCUAAUUCCGUCCCCGGAUACUUCAUUGUGAAAGGGCAGGACCUCAGUAUUGUAGCAAACGAGUUUAACGAGGGCCUGUACACCUGUCAAGUCCAGCGCAAGACCACCACGAUUCAAGCCAAUUCUUGGUGGAUCAGAGUCAAGGAAGACAAUGAUAUUACUGAGCCACAAAAUACCAACUUGCAUUAA
This is a messenger RNA of Pristis pectinata (smalltooth sawfish), 1197 nucleotides long. RefSeq names its product matrix metallopeptidase 23bb (gene mmp23bb). The transcript has 8 exons. The coding region runs from base 1 to 1197 and encodes 398 amino acids. Lineage: Eukaryota; Metazoa; Chordata; Chondrichthyes; Rhinopristiformes; Pristidae. Gene Ontology annotation, cellular component: extracellular matrix. Gene Ontology annotation, molecular function: zinc ion binding; metalloendopeptidase activity. The record is from RefSeq and is a predicted model, not a curated record. Gene Ontology annotation, biological process: extracellular matrix organization; collagen catabolic process; proteolysis.